AUGCUCACAUACAUCGCAACGCAGAUACUCUGCAUCGCGCAUGCUCCUUUCUCAGUGCUUCUCAAGAGUUGUCUUGUUUUGCGCGAUGAGCACUAUCGCGAAACGCUGAAUGUAUCCUGGCAUCUGCUAAUCCAUAGCGACAAGCACGUCGUUGCUUCUGCUGCAUCACUGUUCAUAGUGUCGUCGGUGCGAAGUGCGGAGGAAACUACGUCUGUAAUAAAACGUAAUUUAUUGAAUGAAGACGCGAAUGUGCGUACCGAAGGACUGCGGCGAUUCCAUGCAUUGUGGCGCAAUCGUUUCCAUGUUUGGCUAAAAAUGGAGGACGGCGCGCAGCUUGUUUUUAAGGUAAUUGUUGCACUCAAAAAUCAGGAAUUAGUCCGUUUUUUUGGAGCCCCUAAGGUUGGCACUUAA
Gongylonema pulchrum is the source of this 411-nucleotide messenger RNA. The record is from the annotation of a GenBank genome assembly. NCBI's taxonomy places the organism in Eukaryota, Metazoa, Nematoda, Chromadorea, Rhabditida, Gongylonematidae.